Fusarium vanettenii 77-13-4 is the source of this 1610-nucleotide messenger RNA. RefSeq lists its product as uncharacterized. Gene Ontology annotation, cellular component: nucleus. Gene Ontology annotation, biological process: nuclear protein quality control by the ubiquitin-proteasome system; proteasome localization. The transcript is spliced from 3 exons. Lineage: Eukaryota; Fungi; Ascomycota; Sordariomycetes; Hypocreales; Nectriaceae. The record is from RefSeq and is a predicted model, not a curated record. Bases 399 to 1289 code for a protein of 296 amino acids.
CUCACAAAACCCUCCUUCACGCCAUCAACCCCCCGAUCGUCCUCUCUCGCCUCGACUUCAAUCUCUGCGAGCCCGAGCUCGACACCUCUCAAGAACAUAUACCGGCCCUCGGCAUCAUUUCCUUUGACCUUUGAUUCGCCUUGCUGGACCCCUGAUUAUCGCCGCCGACAGUAACUUUUGCCUUUCGACGAAACUCUCCACUUUGUGAGAUUCCUGCUGCCGCCUCAGCAAUCGACGACCUACCUACAAACAAACAUAUUCGUCACCAUCAAACCACCUUUAUCUCUAGAAACGCUCGACUAGCGUGAUUCCUGUUGUCUUCUGUGGUUUAUUCCCUCGUCGGUCAACGCCGAACUUGCUGGUCGAGUACUGUUCGGUGAACAACAGCUCUAUUCACUAUGAACGUCUUGCUCUCGCCCCAACCUCCGGUUUUCCCUCAUCAGCACGAAAACCAUCAUCUCUCUCCCCAGCGAUCCUUAUCACCCUUUCACAACAUGGCCACCCGAAAGCGAAAAGCCGACGAAGAUGGUGAUGAGACCAUGUCUCCUCGAAGUUCGCCCACUAUCUCUUCCCGACCUCUCGCCCGCCCUUCGAAAAAGAUCCGUGCCAACGAAGUUAUUGGUCGACCCCUUGCUCUCCCUCGACUCCUUGAGACUCUCGAUACUGCCCAGUUGAGGACUGUCCUGGAGAGGAUAUGCGAAAGGCAUCCCGACAUUGGCCAUGAAGUUGAAACUGGAGCCCCUCGCCCGUCCGUUUCGUCGGUCGUUGUGGUUUUGCAGGGUUAUAUGGAGAAACUGAGUAACGCAGUUCCCUAUGGCGAGACGAGUCCCGAAUACACCUACUACCGAGUCAAAGAGCCUCUUGUGGCCUUGAUUGACGCACUCUCCGACUUCACUCCCCAGUUUCUGCCACCAAACGAGACUCAGCCCACAAAGUCGCUCGAGUUCUUGAACGAGGCCACCAACAUUAUCCACAAGCUCCCUGACUGGGAACCCCAAACAUAUCGACACCACAAGGAAAACGCAUACGAGGAGAUCUCUAAGGCCUGGGCUCUUGUUAUUAACGAGGCGGGCAAGAGGGCUGGAGGCAUCAACUUGCACAGCGGAGGAUGGGAUCAGAUUUUGUCACGACACAACGAGCAAUCUGGCGGCCGGCUUGCCUACGCCAUCAGUGCCAUGACUACCAGUGUUGGCUGGUUGGACCCCAGCACGAGUUCCGGACCGGCUGGUGCCUCUGACCCCAAUUCCAUCCUCAACCAGCUUAUGUCUGGCAUCAUGGGGCUGGCAUAGACUUGAGGCAUCCCUUUUCGUCACGGCAGGGUUUGGUGGCGUUUUUUUGCGUGCAUUUUUUGACAUCCCUCUCCUCCUUCACUCGCGUAUAGCAGGGAUCAGUGCUGGGAUUUUCUUUUAUUCUACCAAUCUUGACAGCGCGGACAGACCGCGUAUUCCUGUAUGUAGACUUGCUUUAGUUUACCUGGCCAUCGCCUAGGUGAUCUUAUCAAGCGACGAUUGUGGCAGACUGUAGCUCGCCUGAAGCGGGUUAAACUUUGCUCAUGAGCGUGAGAUAAUUGACAGCUUUGGCAAUCAACUUGGAUAAUUGGCUUACUUCCG